AUGGGGGACAUACAUUUGAUUCUUGUUGUACAAAAGGCUACUGGUUUAGGAUGCAAGAGCACGCUGCGGAGUAAACCGAACGGAUAUGUUACUAUCAACUGGGUGUUGGGAUCGCGACCUCAAGAACAUCGGACUCAAGUCGUUAAAAGCACAACGUCUCCCUUAUGGGAAGAGAGUUUUCGAUUGUUUUCUCAAUCGAUGGACUCGACGAUCACAUUCGAGAUGUUCGACAAGGGCUUUGGAUCCUCACAUUCGUAUGGGACCGUUCAGAAGACGGUCAUGCCAAUGACACCUCGACUUAUAGACAUCAGCUUUCCUCUUGGCGAUGCAAUUCUUUCCAUCAGGGUGGAGAAGGAAGACACGGACUCGGCCUUAUCAGACACUCUGGCCGAUGCUCAACGAGCGACCCGUGACUUUGCGAAGGCGCCAAAUCAAACUAAGGUCACUACAUCGGCGUACACCUCUCUUGGCGGAGUUGUCGAUUCUCUGAGCAAGUUGAUGGAGAUAGCGGAUUCCGCCGCCCAAAUACAUCCAUACAUCAACGUUGCCUGGAAGACCGUAUCGUCAGUAUAUAAGGUUGUCAAAAAUCAACUAGACCGCGAUGAAGCAAUAUGUGAUCUCUUAGAAACUAUGGCCAUACUGUACGGAUUCACUGUCCCUCUCGAGGUUAUGCGUAGGGACCACACGGAGCUAGACAGUACUCUGGUGGACGUUAUCAAGCAGAUCUUACAGCAAACCAUCGAGUGCUCUCUGUUCGUGCAAGAAUACAGUGGCAAGGGCUUCGCUGGCCGAUCUAUCAAACAUACCUUCUCCACCACUGAUGAGAGGGUCAGGACUUUCAAAGCAGCCUUUAUUUCCUUGGGAAAUUCCCUAGAUAUGGGUUUAAGUGUUCAGAAUGCCUUGGUAUCUAUACGCAUAGCCUCCGACGUACAAGACCUCGCCCUUAGAAGCAAAUUGAACCCUGCUGAAAUGGAGUGGACCGGUCGACCCACCUGCCAUCCUCGCACAAGACUAGACAUGCUCCGCACCAUUACGGAAUGGAUUAUUGAUCCAAAGGCCAAGUCCAGGGUUCUCUGGAUCACCGGUCUCGCGGGCGCAGGAAAGAGCACGCUCGCUACUACCGUCGCCAACAUGUACGCGGAGAAUGGGCGACUGGGCGCCUUCGUGUUUUUCGACCGCGACGUAAAGGAACGAAGCGAUCCUACAAAUUUCCUCCGAACGCUUGCUUACGAGCUAAGCCGGUGUGACGUCCGCAUAGCUAAGGGGAUAAAGGGUGCCGUCGACAUGAACUCUCGCAUAGCACAGAUGCAGCUAGACGCACAAUUCAAGGAUUUGGUUCGGAUGCCUUUAUUUCAAGCUGCAUCGGAUACCGCUGAAGGCCAAUCACUCGCAGACGAAGGGCCAGUUGUCAUCGUCAUCGACUCUUUGGACGAAUGUGGCAACGAAUCCACCCGAAAGCAGCUACUGAAAAUUCUUGCGAAAGAAACAGCAAAAUUGCCCAAAAUCGUUCGUGUUAUCAUCACCAGCAGAUCCGAGCCAGAUAUCGUCGGGGCGUUCAGCAAAGAAUCACACAUCAAACACCACGAGCUUGAAGUCCUACCUCACGAUGGCGACAUAUCUGUGUACAUUCAAUCGCAAUUCAAGGAAAUCGAGGAGAAGAACUAUUUUGACGAAGGCUGGCCGGCGCCUGAUAAGCUCAGACGUCUGGUUUCACGUGCUGGUGGCUUGUUCAUUUGGGCUUCGACAGCGUGUAGGUAUAUCGAUUGUUACGACCCAGAUGCUGCCCUCGAGGACCUCCUGCAAGGCGAAGGAUUCCACGAAGGGUUGGACGACCUUUACAGCAAGGCUCUAAGAGGUGCUGGGGAUUGGAAAUCACCUAAAUUCAAAGACGAAUUCCAAUCCAUCGUGGGGACCAUCUCGGUCGCCAAAAACCCUAUAACUACGGAAACCAUUGACAAGUUCCUCAAAACGAAAGUUCCAUCCAAGCGGUUGCUUUCUCGAUUUGCCAGCGUUAUCCAUCAAGCGGAUAAUGAACCGGUUCGCAUUCUCCAUAAAUCAUUCAGCGAGUUCAUCUCUAGCCUCGCGAGAUGCGUGGAACCUAUGUAUUUCAUCAACGUCUCAGAUCACGAGCAUCGCGCGGCAGUCAACUGCAUCGCGCAAAUGGAGGUGAUGUUCAAAAGGCCUCGUCUGUUCACACCGGGAGCGAUCCUCAAACUAGACUAUGAUGAAGCCGUUACCUACUCCUGCUCAUAUUGGAUACACCAUGUUAUCGCGGUUGAAGACGGUUCAGAUCGUACGAAGCUGGCAUUGACGGUUUACGACUUCAUGAAGGUGCAUACUUUGCACUGGUUGGAGGCUACGAGUAUUCUCAAGACGUCGCGUUCCACACCGAGCAUCCUCGAGCAACUCUAUCAAUGGGCAAUGGAUGUGGGAAUGGAUGACAUGACAUCUCUGGCCUACGAUGCAUAUCGAUUCGCGACAUUUUUCGCAGAAACCAUCGCUGAGCACCCCGCCUUGAUCACGCAGGUUGCGCUCCCUUUCGUUCCUUUAGAGAGCAAAUUAUAUCAACUAUUCCACGAUCAUCGCGAGCUCCCGACGGUCAUGGGUGGUUAUCAACAAAAGUGGUCACCAUCCUUGCGCGUAUUCCCUAUACUUGACACCAGUGUCAUAUGUGUCUCAUUCUCGCCUGAUAUGACCAAGGUCGUAUCCACCGGUGCCCGCUUCGAUGACGAUGCGCCAAUAAAUGGCGACGAGAAUAACUGUGUUCGGUGCUGGGACGUCGCUACUGGCACGGAGGCUAUGCCAAGCGUCGAGCUAGAGUACACUUCCAUCGCUCAGUUUUCCUCUGAUGGAGCUCAAGUUUGGGUCGCCACUGGGCAAGGCAGUGUCUACGUCCUCGAUGCCGGCACUGGUGAUCGAUUAUCUACAUUAAUCUGGAAUCAAUGGCUCAAGAAACCGGAACACUCCCCUGAUGUAUCCAGGUCGCCUUCUCCAUCCCUUCGGAGUUGGAGGUCCUCAGACGCUGGUUCAAAUCUUGGCUCGGCUCCAAGAAGUAGAGCUCCCAGCAGACCACCAAGCUCCAUGCACCAUACUAUGUCACUGGACACCGGUAUUCCUCAGUCGCACGGUCUUGAGCAGUCGGAAGCAAAUGCUGAAACGAGUGACAGUGAUUCUGCCCAAAGUUCUCCACGAGCAACAUCCUUACCCAUGGAUCCAACUGACCCUGGAGACGUUGCUUCAGACCUCAAUGUUGAGGGUGGCUUUACCAGGGCCGCGUUUUCCAACGAUGGCAAAUGGGUUAUCUUUGGCGAUGAUUCCGGCGAGCUCUAUGUUAUCGAUCGCGAGGCUAGGAAGCAAACAUAUGACACAUUAGAUGAUUGCUCCAGACUCGAGUGGAGGGAAGUUGUUCGAAUGUUCCCCUCCAUCGUGUUUUCGCCGGACAACGAGGUAUUUGCUGCUGGCGCUGGCGACGGAAAAAUCCACAUCUGGCGAACGGAAUCGGGCGAGAAAUUCCUCGAGCUAGAGGGUCACACCAAGGAAAUUAUCCUUCUUGCUUUUAGCCCAGAAGGUGAUAAAUUGUACUCAGCGUCGGAGGACGGAAACGUGAGGACAUGGGAUCCUGUUUACGGAGACGCCGUCGGUUCUGUGACCAUCGACAUCAGAGGGAUCACGAAAUUCCAACCGAUGGCUUUCUCUCCUGAUGGACGUAUGGCGUCGACAUCGACGGACGGCACGAUCCAAAUCUGGGACGCGAGUACUGGCGAAGAAGUAGGGCCUGUUUUGCAAGGCCACUUCAACGCUGUCUCUUCCAUGACCUUCUCUCAAGACGGAAGCAAGCUAGUCUCGGGGGCGUUUAAGAACAACAUUCAAACAUGGGAUGUAUCUGGGAAAGACGAACUUACCAGAUUUUCUCGGCAUGAUCGACCUCCUCAUAAAGUGAUCUUUUCUCCCAGUGGCCUAAUCGUACGCUCAUCAAGACCAAACGAAACCAAAUUUUGGAGUUCGGUGACCGGACGUGAGCUCAAGAUGGAUCCAUACGACAUGUCUGCGACAUUUAUAAAAGAUAUAGCCGAGGACGAUGAAAACGACGAGGAGUUAGCGAGCAAAAUCAAAGAGUACAAAGAAAAAUAUAGCGAUGCGCCGGACACACUCGUAACAUCAUCUGGAGAUAUAGUCACCCUCGUGGAUUCAUUGCCUGAUUCGGAACUAUCAGGCCUAGAGAAGGAAUGGCAGGCUGCCAUCGAAGGGUCCAAUCCGAGGGACCUGACUUGGAAAUAUACAGAUUCGCGUAUCGUCUACCACCACCCCAAGACCAUCAUUGACGACGACGACGACGGUGUGGUCAAGUACGAGACAGAUGGCCAGGAGAUUUGGCGGUUGCCAUUGGAAUUCCGUCAUCGUAGCAAUGAUAUACGACCGAACUUCAUAACCUUCGGAAUUUGGAAUGGACGAGUUUUCGUCAUGCACUUACCUCAGAAACUUGUAACUCGUAACGCUACUGUGUAG
Pleurotus ostreatus (oyster mushroom) is the source of this 4506-nucleotide messenger RNA. Its product is annotated as POC1 centriolar protein A. The coding region runs from base 1 to 4506 and encodes 1501 amino acids. Gene Ontology annotation, molecular function: protein binding. Lineage: Eukaryota; Fungi; Basidiomycota; Agaricomycetes; Agaricales; Pleurotaceae. The transcript is spliced from 10 exons. The record is from RefSeq and is a predicted model, not a curated record.